Soboliphyme baturini is the source of this 417-nucleotide messenger RNA. NCBI's taxonomy places the organism in Eukaryota, Metazoa, Nematoda, Enoplea, Dioctophymatida, Soboliphymatidae. The record is from the annotation of a GenBank genome assembly.
AUGAAUAUUCAAUUACCUGUCCCCGUCGCCGUGCCGCUGUGCAACAAACAACAGGCAGCAAACGCUAGCAGUGUGACGCUGGCAACCGCCAUGGUCGUUCGGUGUUCGUUGGUUUCUGGCAGACAACGAUCGUUUAGACCACCGUUUCGACUUUACAAUGCUCUACAUACAAAAGUGAUGCUGUCAAGAAACCGGAUCGUCUCGUACAAGGCAAGGGCACAGAUGGAACCAGUUGACUGCGACGAUGGUGCCGAGUUUCGCAGUUUCGCAAACAACCACGACGUUCCUGCUCCCCCAACAUGGCGACGCAGUCGGCACUGCUUUGAGCGACGUACGUCACUUUCUUGGUUUAUUAAACGUGAGGUUCAGUCGGACGAAGAUUUUUCAUUCAACGGAGCGAAUGUGACGACAGACUAA